UGUCAAACCAUUCACCUCACCUCCCCCCAAAAUAAGUGAAAAGCCCUCAUGAGAGUGUCGCUAUCAGUUUCUGUGUUUCUGCGAAGCAAUUAUUCAAUUCACACCUGCUGAGUUCAACAAUGGUGUGGUUAGUCAUUCUUUGGAUACUCUUCUUCAUCAUCAACAUGGUUCUCAUCGGGUUGAAUCUCUACCAGAUUGUUUGCUUAUCGGACUUGGAGGCUGACUAUAUGAAUCCGUUCGAAUCAUCAUCUCGCAUUAAUGCUGUGAUUGUCCCUGAGUUUAUAUUGCAAGGUGUAUUCUGCGUUUUAUUCCUUGUGACAGGGCAUUGGCUCAUGUUCCUGGUUACCCUUCCUAUUACUUGCUACAAUAUGAUGUUAUUCAUGAAGAGACAGCAUCUUAUUGAUGUAACUGAAGUCUUCAGAUUUCUUAGUGCUGAGAAGAAGUAUCGGAUUGUCAAGCUUGCGUUUUACUUACUUCUCUUCAUCAUUGUCAUUGUCAGGUUUGUACUAACUGUUGUCUACUCUAUAAUGGAUGAAGAUGACGAAGCACAUGAAUUUGGGAUAUUUUGAUUUCCCAUUGCAUUGAUGAUCUAUAAUUCCACCCUUUGUAUCUAAUGACCCCUGAAUAUGUGGGAAAAUAGAAAUGUACUUUACUAACGUCAAUGUGUGAAACUUAGCAACCAACACUUCUAGUUAGCCUGUUUUCGCAUCAGCAAACCACAGGUUCUUCCAAUGUCUGAAAUAUUCCCAUUUGAUUUGUAAAUGUUGAGUUAUUUGAAGGAUGUGUUAGGGUUGGUGAACCAGUUAUACCCUUUUCAGAAAGUGAUUUAAGUGGUAGGCUAUCUCUACUGGCUAUCUUUGAUGGCACCACUGGAGAUGGCUGUUCAGC
Molecule: messenger RNA, 888 nt
Organism: Ilex paraguariensis (yerba mate)
Lineage: Eukaryota; Viridiplantae; Streptophyta; Magnoliopsida; Aquifoliales; Aquifoliaceae
Source: the annotation of a GenBank genome assembly